AUGUGGAAACGUCGCGAUCUCAAGAAAACCUCCAGCUACCGGUCGGCCUCGACGAAAAAAAAUUCCGAGUUGGUCGCCUCAUCUUGGAACGACCGGGAACCACCUGCUCCUCCCUUGCCCUUGUCCGUCUCCCUCUGUGGUCUCGUGGCAAAUGCUGAAGCUCUUCACGGUCGCCUCGACUUUGCCACUUUUGUCGACAUCGCCAAUUCACCUCAGCUACCAUCCUCUGGUCGCGACAAGAAAACCCAAUGGAAGCACCUGGAACGAUCCACAGCUUUCACGCUGCUCAAUCGAAAAGACCAAGUCCUGGCUCUUGCUCAAGUCGAUGCAAGUGUCGAGGAGAUCACUCGAAUCUUGGGGGCAACAACCGAUCACUCCCAUGCUGCAAGCAUGACGGGACUUUACGGAGACAACUUCAUUGCUGGCUCCGUAGCUUACGUCCAACGACCUCGAGCUUUCCAAGAAGACCAAGAGUAUCACCACUUGGCAGUCAAGACCACGAACUUUGUGCACUCGAGGAUGCUCGGCAAGAACGAGCAGUGGUGCUUUGCUGAGAUCAUGCGUCGCAACGCGGAUGGCAAUAGCUUCACGUUAACCCAAGGUUCACUCUCGACGCAGCAAGCAUAUUCCAUGCCUGCACGCUCGGCUCUAAAAGGCACUUCUCAACGUGUCGCUCAAUUGCGAAACGUCAGUGCAGCUUACUUGGUCGAACGACAACCAGGGAGCCACAGUCUUCGGGUCGUGUAUCACGCCGCGUUCAAAGUGGAACCGACAAAGCUAGAAGACGCUUUUCACGAUGUGAACGAAACCGCAGUCGUCAGCCACAAAGCCGUGCAAGUCCGGUUGCUGCGCCUUGCUCAAGGGAUCUCGCACCUCCCGCAACUUGUCCGUCGUCGUCGGUUCGGGACCCAAAUCUAUGCAGAUCGCUCAUCGUUUGAUGUGCGUAAUCCACGCUGCACGUGCUGCACGCAGAAGUUGAUGUCCUUCUUUGUCCCGCGGACACAAUGUUACUUGUGUGGCUACUACGUCUGCGUCACCUGUGCUUCUUCCGAAGAGAUGGAGAUCCACAAUGGGCAACUCACGACGAUCACCAUUUGCUCUCGAUGUCGAAUGAGUGUUGAAGGGUGUGACUAUGGAAACAUGAUGUCGGUCCAUCCAGGUCCUGAGUGUGUCAUCCCGGAUCAUCCAUCGAAUCUACCAUCACCAACCGAGUAUCUCUCGUCGCCAACUUCUUCCGUCUGCACGGCUGAGCUCUCACCAAGCUCCUCAGUGAGUUCGGACUCCUCUUCAAGUCAACUGCUAGCAGACUUGCUGGAACAAGUGUCCGAUAAUGAAGCCAAGACUGGACGUCGUCGUGCAGCACUGACAGUCCUUGCCCAACUCAUGCUUGCUGAUCAAGACAAGACGCAGAUGCAAGUGGAAAAAAAUGCUCAACUUCUGCGUGAAGCCAACUCUUCCCCUCAAUACUUGGACCUUGCCAAGGUUGCAUUAAACGUCUCCAGGCGUCCACAGGAUCUAGCAGCCUGUGAGUUCGCGAGUGCUGCUGCCCGCCCGUACCCUAUGAUACCAGCCUUGGUGGAAAAGAAUCCCGCACCAAGCACUAAAGUCGAGGCCCCCGUGUACCCCAUUCCGUUAAAUGAAGAGGACCGACUAAGUGCCAUUGAGCGCUUGCAGCUCUACAACUUCAUCGAUGUCCCGGAGCUCAACAUGAUCUGCCACCUCGCUGCUGCCGAGAUGAACUGUCCACACAGCGUCGUCACGCUCGUGGAGCGUGAGACAGUGAGAUUGAUUGCAACGAAUGCACCCGAGGUUUGGGACCUGAGAAGCAGCAACCCGCGGGAACAGACGUUUUGCCAGCACUUUGUCAUGCAAGACAAGCCGUUACUUGUCCGGCAUGCGGAAGCUGACGUACGCUUCUACCACAUUGCGCCAGUCAAACUCUUGAGUCUUCGAUUCUACGCUGGGUUUCCAGUCUCCGUUACGAUGAAAGGGAGUCGUGAAAAGGUCGUGGUUGGCGCCAUGUGCUGUAUGGACGGAAAACCGCAUCAGAUGACGAGAUCGCAGUACUGGCGAUUGAUGAAACUCGCCGAAGCUGCGUCGGAGAUCCUCGAGAAACUUGCCAACGAGCACAUUGCUGCGUAA
Peronospora matthiolae is the source of this 2142-nucleotide messenger RNA. NCBI's taxonomy places the organism in Eukaryota, Oomycota, Peronosporomycetes, Peronosporales, Peronosporaceae. The record is from the annotation of a GenBank genome assembly.